Amblyraja radiata (thorny skate) is the source of this 2954-nucleotide messenger RNA. It is a transcript of the gene arhgap40, whose product is annotated as Rho GTPase activating protein 40. The transcript has 15 exons. Bases 385 to 2418 code for a protein of 677 amino acids. The record is from RefSeq and is a predicted model, not a curated record. Gene Ontology annotation, biological process: regulation of actin filament polymerization; signal transduction; regulation of small GTPase mediated signal transduction. NCBI's taxonomy places the organism in Eukaryota, Metazoa, Chordata, Chondrichthyes, Rajiformes, Rajidae. Gene Ontology annotation, molecular function: GTPase activator activity. Gene Ontology annotation, cellular component: cytoplasm.
CAGCCCGCAACCCAGCCCCUUAUUUGUGACCAGCAACAUUUCAAAGCAGCUUUUCCUUUAAAAAUUAGAAUCGUUUCAGGCUGCGGAAAAAGGACCCAGGAAACAAGCGACUCUUGGGCAGAAACACAUUGGAAUAUGCAAGAUGGCUAAACAGAUAGUGAAAUAUUGAGGUGAGAACCGUGAGUACGGGGGUGGGGCUCUAGUUACUGAGCCAGAGCAAGCUGCUCCUGUUGCUAUCUGGCCAGUGCCUCUCUCCUGAGCUGAUCACACCCUCACCCACCCACCCACAGACAGACAGACAGCAAAGAGUAUCAGGUAGUUACCUUUCCUUUCAUCGAGUCUCCCCCUUGUGAGUUGUGGGUGUCGAUCAUCAGACAGCUCAACAUGGACAACAAGAAAAUGGACAGAAUUUCCCAAACAACCUCUCGGAUCCCAAGACCCAAACUCUACGUGAAUUCGAUGCCAUCGACCGUGCGCAGUUACACACGUCCCAGAUAUACCCACAGGAGAGACCUGAGUCCAUCCAUUAUGAGUGGGAAUCAGGGGCAGAGGUUCCCGGAGCAGCCGUUUUCCGACUCUUCCAGCUGUCAGGAUUCCCUGGACAACCAGUCACUGGAAGAUUUCUGGUCGGAGGUGAAGCACAUCAAGGAGAGCCGUGGGAGUGAGGCUGACGAGAGCAGUGAUGUCAAAACCCCCGAUGAUGGAGAUCUGGAGGUGGAUUGGCUUCGCGACACAGGCUUGUCCACUCUUAUCAACGACAAUAGCCACGAUGAUGCCAGCCUGGUCCUGCUCUCCACCCUGACCCGUACACAGUCGGCUGCAGUGCAGCGCAGAGUGGCCAACUACACCUUGUCCUUGCGGGUCAAGAACAAGCAGCCGGUACGUGACGUCAGGGACAUCUUUGCUGGCCCAAAGUUCUCGAGCCGGGACACAGAACCACGCGACCAGCAUGGCUCCAUUAUUGACUCGUUGCAACAGAAACAGCAUCUUCUCCCAGGGGAAGAGAAAGGGGAAGCUUGCUCUGAUGAUCACGAGAUUCCAUCGCCAACACAGUGUAAUCUUUCCAAAGAAGAGAUUGUGCUAUUUCAUGUUUCUUAUUCUGAACAAGCACAAAUUUUCCGAGACGAUCGCUGGCGAAAGAAAAUGUCACGAAAGCAAAACAACGACGUGGAUUUGCCCCAAUACAGAAUACACAGGAACAAACUGGGAACGACCAGAAUGGAGGAUCUGUCAGAGCUGGACAUGAAGAAGGUUCGCACUCUGGCGCUGAUCGAGCUCACCGCCCUCUUCGAUGUCUUGGACAUGGAGGUGAAGCGGCAGAAAACCACAAAGGUGAAAGUGCAGGAAAAUAAACUAUUUGGUGUGUCUCUUGCCCAGCUGAUUGAGAAUGAUCAGAAGAUUGCCCCCUGUACCAAAGUUCCUCUCUUUCUCAAAAAGUUGCUGUGCUGUUUGGAAGAUAACGGUUUGGAAACGGAAGGAAUUCUUCGCAUUUCAGGGUCUCUUGCAAGAAUAAAGAGCUUGCAACAAGAGCUUGAAUCAAAUUUUUACCAAAAUAAUUUUGACUGGAAGAAAGUUCAGCAAAAUGACGGAGCGGGCUUAUUGAAGAUGUUUAUUCGUGAAAUGCCCUAUCCCUUGUUGACCACAGAGUAUGUGGCAGCCUUUGCAACAGUCAGGAAUUUCACCGACCAGAUACAGAUGAUCCAUGCUCUGAAUCUCCUGGUGGUGAUUCUGCCCGAUGUAUACCAGGCCACGUUAAAGUUGCUGCUGGAGUUCCUGCGCAAAGUGAUUGAGAAGGAGCAGAAAAACAAGAUGAAUCUCUGGAAUGUUUCCACCAUCAUCGCCCCCAACCUCUUCAUGCACAAAGGAAUCGCCAACAAGAUGCCGGAGGGGAACGAGAAGCAGCAGGCGGAGCAAGCCGCCAACGUUGUCCGCAUGCUGAUCCACUACCAGGAUCUGCUCUGGACGGUUCCGUGCUUCCUUGUGGCGCAGGUGAGGAAGCUGAAUGAACAGAGCAGGAAGCACGAUAAACGCAUCAAGAACCUGCUGAAGAAGAUUCACGUGGACAAGCACGAAAGACAAGUUUCAGAGCACCAGUGUAACAAAGGAAUAAAAAUCCAAGCUCCACGUCUACUGAAGGGAAACAUGGAUAUCCAAUUGGAUCCCGAUACCACAACUCGGGAUCUUGUCCAGCAGUUUCGGAAGAAAUUGGACUGCAGUAACUGGACUGUUGAAAACACUGCACUUACAAACCGAAGUAACGACUCGACAGACAGCUCGGAGUUCUGCUUGUAUGAAGUGGGUGGCAAUAUCGGUGAACGGUGCCUUGAUCCAGACACACGUAUGUGGGACCUGUUCAAGGUCAACCCUCAAGCGGAGUGGGUCAUAAGACCAUGCGCUACAUUGUCAAACAAAAGCUAACUUCCUCUAAACCUUCACCAUCGACGUCCACAGCUAAAUAAAUAAAUAACAUCAGCACUAUGGAUUGUAGUUUGUGACCAUAGUAAGGGUGAAGGGUGCACGAUAUCUCUAUCAAGGCAAUCCAAGAAGCAAUGAAUCCAGCAGAGUACAUUAGCACUUUCAUGAGCAAAGGGGAUUUACCACUGAUUGAAGAUAAAAUAGACCAGCUGUUUUAUUUGAGAGCUCUUGGCAUGUGAAGGUGAGAACUCGAAUCUUAUACGUGACAUAUUUAAUCGUGACUGUUUAUUGCGUGAAGUUGGUUUAAAACGCUGCCAAAUAUCACCAGGAACAUUUAACAUUCUGGACGAGAAAAACAAGGCUCCUCUCGCGAACAUUUAUAUAUUUUUUCUCUUGGAAUUUAGUUUUUAAAAUUUAUUUCGCAAAACUUUGGGAAGAUGUUUGGAGGAAAGACGAAGGUGAAGAAAAUGGAAGAGAAAGGAAAUGUUCAGCUUGAGCCGAAAUAUUCUGCCCAUCGGUAUUUAUUGCAGGGGGGGGGG